AGGGAGCGUCGCGAGAUUAGCACAUUCACGGACUCACAUUUUUUGCUCACUACAGUGACAAUUGCUGAACUGUUUCGGCUAAAAUAAAUAACAAGAAUAAAUUUUCUUUUCUCGAGAACGCCUUCCUGUUGAAGCUUGGUAGUGUACGAGAGUCGCCCCCUCUUAAUUCCGAAGGAGCAGGUUGAUAUGUCAGACCUCUCUCCAGAGGAGCAGUGGAGGGUCGAGCAUGCACGUAUGCAUGCCAAACAUCGUGGCCAUGAAGCCAUGCAUGCCGAAAUGGUCCUCAUCCUCAUUGCUACCUUGGUGGUAGCCCAGCUGCUCCUGGUACAGUGGAAACAGAGGCACCCCCGUUCUUACAACAUGGUGACCCUCUUUCAGAUGUGGGUUGUUCCCCUCUAUUUCACAGUGAAGCUGCACUGGUGGAGGUUCUUGGUGAUCUGGGUCUUCUUCUCUGCUGUCACGGCCUUUGUCACCUUCAGAGCCACACGGAAACCUCUCGUACAAACAACACCAAGGUUGGUUUAUAAGUGGUUCCUCCUAAUCUAUAAGAUCAGCUACGCCACUGGCAUUGUUGGCUACAUGGCUGUCAUGUUUACCCUCUUUGGUCUUAACUUAUUAUUCAAGAUUAAACCAGAAGAUGCGAUGGACUUCGGCAUUUCUCUUCUCUUCUAUGGCCUCUACUAUGGUGUUCUUGAGCGGGACUUUGCAGAAAUGUGUGCAGACUAUAUGGCUUCUACCAUAGGGUUCUACAGCGAGUCGGGCAUGCCCACCAAACACCUCUCCGACAGCGUGUGUGCCGUGUGUGGGCAGCAGAUCUUCGUGGAUGUCAAUGAAGAGGGCAUCAUCGAGAACACGUACAGGCUCUCCUGCAAUCACGUAUUCCAUGAGUUCUGUAUCCGAGGCUGGUGCAUCGUGGGAAAGAAACAGACGUGUCCUUACUGCAAGGAGAAGGUGGACCUGAGGAGGAUGUUCAGCAAUCCCUGGGAGAGGCCUCAUGUCAUGUAUGGACAACUGCUGGACUGGCUUCGCUACUUGGUGGCCUGGCAGCCUGUCAUCAUUGGCCUGGUUCAAGGCAUCAGCUACAUUCUGGGCCUAGAGUAAACAGCAGCUGCACCAUUGG
This is a messenger RNA of Chionomys nivalis (European snow vole), 1120 nucleotides long. It is a transcript of the gene Rnf121, whose product is annotated as ring finger protein 121. Lineage: Eukaryota; Metazoa; Chordata; Mammalia; Rodentia; Cricetidae. Gene Ontology annotation, cellular component: Golgi membrane; endoplasmic reticulum membrane. Bases 187 to 1101 code for a protein of 304 amino acids. Gene Ontology annotation, molecular function: metal ion binding; ubiquitin protein ligase activity. The transcript is spliced from 9 exons. The record is from RefSeq and is a predicted model, not a curated record.